Molecule: messenger RNA, 2667 nt
Organism: Lottia gigantea (owl limpet)
Lineage: Eukaryota; Metazoa; Mollusca; Gastropoda; Lottiidae
Exons: 14
Coding region: 28-2667 (879 amino acids)
Biological process (GO): DNA damage checkpoint signaling; DNA repair
Source: RefSeq, a predicted model, not a curated record
GUGACAAUUGGAGUUUUUUGAUGAAAUAUGGCAUCAACACAGCCAACCUCCUCAAAAAGAAAACCUGAUUCAGUUUCGUCAACUGGCAGCCGUGAGCCGGCAGAUAAAAGACAAAGAUUAGAAGAUGAGUGGGAUGAUGAUGAUGAUGAAUUUUGUUUAUCUCAAGCUGACAUUCACAACAUUGAUGUCAUGUCCUCACAAGCACUGGCUGUGGACCCUAAUGUAGGUGCAAGACCCAGCUCAUCAGACACAACAUUUCGCACGCCAAAAUCGACUUUAUCAUUAAGGAAACAAACUUCUUCAUCCUCGUCGAAUUCAUACGUAUCUGUCAAUGGCAGUGAUUCUUACCCGUCGUCCAAUGAUAGCUACAGACGAUCUCACAGUAGUUCUUCGUUAUCCAGUCACUCUAGUUCUAACGGUGUUAACACUACACCACUCUCAGCAUCUGGUGUCAGAGAUACUCUUCAACUUGAAUUAGACAAAUGGAGAACACAAUGUCAGAAAAUUUCAGAUCAGAAAAAAUCGUUUGAGCAAGAGAUCUGUAUGAAAGAUGGAGAAAUAAAGAAUUUACGGACAAAAUUAACUCAAAAAGACAGUGAACUGAAUAAUUUAAGAUCUGAAAGCCAUUUAAAAUCAGAGGAGCACAAAGUCUAUCAGAGUGAAAAAGAGAAAAAUUUGAAAUCAAAUUGUGAAAAAUUAGAAACCCGUUUGCAAUUUCGUGAGAAUGAAUAUUCAGAGUUAGAAGAAAAGUGUCGCUUAUUGGAACAUCGGCUUCAACUUUUACAAACAACUUCACCGAAAAAAUCUUCCACUCCUACAAAAUCUCAACGUAGUCCUAAACCUACUCGUCUUGCCGUGACUACAUCCCCACGACCAGUCAGAGGACAGUUUCCAACAUCUGAAACAUUCAGAUCUGAUGAACGUCCAGAACAAGCUUCCACUAGUCGAGUUUCUGUCCAGCCUUCAACUUCUGCCACAACCAGUACUUCAGAGAAUGUUUCUGAAACAGGACCCCAAAGAAUUCGAAGGUGUCCGUUAACAUCCACUGUAUCUUCAGUAGAAGUGAGUUAUACUGGGUAUAUUAUUAUUACAGUAGAAGUGAGUUAUACUGGGGUAUAUUAUUAUUACAGUAGAAUAGAAGUGAGUUAUACUGGGUAUAUUAUUAUUACAGUAGAAGUGACUGGUGGUCAGUUGGUAUGUAAGUUACUGGAUAACGAAGUCAGCUCUAGUGGUGAUAUAACAGACCGUGGUGUAAUAGGUGUAUUACAGAUACCUACCAUCAACCCUGUAUUACAAUCUUUACAGUUUAACAGAGACCAAACUAACUUACUCUUACCUCUUAAAUCUAGAAAGCCAUCGGGUAAUAAAACAGAAACAACAACAGAAACGAAACCUAUAGUUGAUAGUGAACAUUAUCAUAUGGCUGUACAUGGUUUACAAUUAUUAUUAAACGAUAUGAAUAGCUGUGAUCAACCAGACUUUAAUGAACCAGCUGUGUUAAUUUUACCGUUACUCUCUGACUAUUUUAAUCAUUAUAUAUCUAUGUUGAAUUUGAAUGAGGAUAAUCCUGUGUUAAACAGUCCUACUAACUCUAGUUCCUUUAAAAGUAGUAGUUGUGAGAGUUCUAUUGAAUCAUUAACAAGUUCAUUAGGUCUGUUGUUAAAGGAUGGUGCCAGUUACGCUCAGAAUAUUGAGAAUUUGACAUCGACGGCAUUGACAGUGUUAAAACAUUUAGUGAUAUCUAGUACCAGUGUGAGAGGUAGUUUAAUCCCCAGAUUAGAUCCAGUACCAGAAGAUCAGAGAAGACAUCAUCAAGCUACUAAUCCAAUUUCUACAGAGGAAUCAUCUGGAAUGGAAACAGAUACAACAGCCAGCUUAUUUACAUCCUUAUCAUCUACAGUAUAUCAUAAAAUAACAUCAUCUAAUAUACUACAGACUGUUAUACAACUAGCUACACCUUCACUUGAUAGCUCUGUGUUUAAUUCUACUAUUGUACGACAAGCCAUAGAUGUACUGACAGCUUUAGCCAGGAAAACUACAGCUUCACAGUUAGAUAGCCUGGCCUGUCUGACUGGUAUAUUAAAUAACUGUCUACAUUGUGGUACAAAUAGUGGAAUAUUAAUUAGUGUUUUACAGUUAAUGAUGGCUUUGAUACAGUUGGAUAAGAUACGAUCUAUUUUAACCAGCCAAUCAGAAAGUUGUCCUCUAUCAUCUUUAUAUCAAUUAACAGUCAAACAACUAGACAUUACCAAACCUGAACGAUUACAUCUUAAUAAAAAAAUUGUAGAGUUUUUGUUGAAUUUUUGUUGCUAUAGAAACGGAGUGAGUAGUUUAACAGAGACAACAUGUAUGUGUUCAGCUGAGUUAACCAGAGCGUCAGUGUUAGUCACCCAUUGUGUUUAUGAAGAUUAUCUACAGUCGAGUGAUGAUAGAUUAAUAGAUGUUAUAAAACAAGGGCUACAACUCCUACAUGUACAAUGGUUAUAUGAUAAUAAUGUAUUAACUAAUAGAGAAUUACAUACUGAAUAUAUCUCAGCUCAUCUGCUCACUUCAUUAUUAAACCUAUUUCAAAAAGAUGAAUCUAAAUACGAAAAUGAAAAAACUUUAUGGUCAGAGAAUACAGGAACAUAUUCUGGCCCAUUCUGGCACAUUUGGAUGGGCGCUUGA